Messenger RNA from Daucus carota subsp. sativus, 849 nucleotides. Its product is annotated as protein FAR1-RELATED SEQUENCE 5-like. The transcript has a single exon. The record is from RefSeq and is a predicted model, not a curated record. NCBI's taxonomy places the organism in Eukaryota, Viridiplantae, Streptophyta, Magnoliopsida, Apiales, Apiaceae. The coding region runs from base 1 to 849 and encodes 282 amino acids.
AUGAUUAUGUUGAUAAAGGAAAAAAAGGUUAUUUUUGUCGAUGGUGAAGAUGAUUGUCAUGAUAAUAGUGGGAAAAAGGAUGAUAAUACAAGUUUUGGAAGAAGUGAACGGAAAAAUGAUUAUGAUAAUGUUGAUGUUGGGGAAAAAAUAUAUGAUUUUACUUUUUCCAAUAUGAAUGAUGUUGUUCUUUGUAGUGGCAUGUUGUUUGAUAAUUUAGAUGAGGUGGAAAGAUUUUAUCGGGAUUACGGGCGUAGGGUUGGAUUCGAGGUUAUCAUUAGAAAUACUCAUAGGCAUUCUAGAAGCAAUGAAGCUUGUUCACGUAUGUAUAUUUGCCGGCUAGGUGGGAGAGUAUGUUCAAGUUCGGCUAAUGUUGAUGAGGAAUUGAAUUUAAAAAGGACUCGUGAUACAAUUGAUCGGACAAAAUGUAAGGCUCGAAUUUCGGUUGUUCAUAGAGUGAAGACGGAUGAAUGGGAAAUAACCACAGUAGAGUUAGAACACAAUAAUCCAAUGGUUACCCCAGACAAAGUACAAUUCAUGCAAAGAUCACGUAAUAUAGGUCCGGUUGCCCGAUCUUUAAUAGAGACGUUGAACAAAUCGGGAAUAGGACCCUCAAAAGUGUUGAAAGUAAUAGGGGAAGCUCUCGGUGGAUUAGAGAAUGUUGGUUUUACUAAUCAAGACAUACGUAAUGUUUUACUUAACAUUCGAUGUCAAGUGUUUGAUGGUGGUGACGCAAUGUCCGGGUUGGCUUUGUUAGAGGAGUUAAAGGGAAAUAAUUUCGUGAAGUUUUUCUAUCGGUUUGAUAUGGAUGACGAGGAUCGGGUUAACGCUUCGGUGUGGGUUGACCCUUGA